AUGGCCAUGAAGAUCCCCCACACUUACCCUCCUAUCUCCCACACCCACUGCCGCUACCGGGGGCACAGGCUGUGGUGGGCCUUCCUCCUCUCCUCCCUGUCUGUCUUCCUGGGGGGCCUGCUGGCCCUGCUGCUCUGGAAGGUUGCUCACAGCGGGUUCAAUAGUAUUGGGAUUUUCAGACCCCGACGACAGCGCUGGGCACACAGACAGGUGAGGGGAAAAGGUAGAAAGAUAAGAUGGAGAGGAAGUGAGUAGGGGAUGACAAAGGGAGAGUUAUGUACCCUACCAAACCUAUAAGGUUAUGUAAGCCUACACCUACAGUGUAAUCACAGGUCAAUCUGGUGUGCACUGUGCAGGCCUAUGAACAGGUAGAGUAAUAAUUGUUGAGUUCAAAUUUGACCAUGUCUUGCUAUUGUGAUGUUGCAGAGCAUUAGUGUGGAGCCAGAGUUCAAUCUGAAGAAUGCCUUGAAGGAAUGGGCUUUCUCUGUGAUAUCUGCUCAACAUCUGCCUGGCAAAGUCCUGGUAAGUCACAAGACAUGCAGGAAGAGUACUCUUAUGUUUUUCUUCUUCCGUCCUACUAUUGUAUUUCUCACCCUUUCCUGCCUCAACAGAUGGUGCUGAUAUUCUGUUUCAACAUCGGCUCCAUCCUGACCUAUAUCAUCCUCUCUACUGAGUGAGUUGCAUCAUGAUAUCAUGAUUAUGGGAUCAAAACAAAGUGUUGUUUGUUCACUAGAAAAGGUCCAAGACAAACAACCAGAGGGAAACUAAAAUGUAUUCUCCCUCUCCUCUCUCAGCCCAGUAGAGUCCUGCAUGAAAGAAUACAGCAUAGCUUUCCUCGUUGAUUUGAGCUUCAACAUCUGCCACCUUAUGUAUUUUGGACUCAGGGUGAGGCAGUUAGCCAAUAGGACAUAUACAAAAUAACGUCACACAUUUUGGGUUUAGACAAAGCAGUGUUUAUUACUCAGUCUUUCCUGUGUGUUAUUGUUCACCAGUUUUUGGCGGCCCAGGAUAAGCUGACGGUUUGGGUUGACUUGAGAUCCCUGGUGGAUUUUUUCACCAUCACUCCUUCCUUUGUUACCCUGUUUUCCCGUCGAGCCUGGCUGGGUAAGACACUCAUACAUGGGUCGUUCCACAAAGAGUGCCUUUUGCGCCCCUUGGAUAUUUUAACUAUAAAUUGUGCACCAAUAUUUCAUUUUAAAUGCCUGUUACUGUAUAUAAAAUGAAGUGCCAUUUCAUAUAGACCAAAUGGGGAAUUCAAUUAAUCCAAUUUUUUUGUAUGAAUAAAGACCAUAGGAGGCUGGUGGGAGGAGCUAUAGGAGGACGGGCUCAUUGUAAUGGCUGGAAAUAAAUAAAUGGAACUGAGUCAAACAUAUGGUUUCUAUAUGUUUGUUGUGUUUGAUACCUUUCCAUUAUUCCAUUCCAGCCAUUACUAUUAGCCUGUCCUCCUAUAGCUCCUCCCACCAGCCUCCUCUGACAGACUUGUUAAAGUGCCAAAAUUCAGCAUUUUCACCUGUCCAUCUGUGCACCCUCUGUCACAUCAAGAAGAUUUUAACCCCAACAUUUCUCCCAAGUUUUCACCAUCAUUGUAAAGCCCUAGUUAUUUUGUUGCUUUGACAAAGUCAUUUCUGAAGUUCAUUAUUUAUUUAAUGUCAUUAGUGAUAUAUUUACGUCUGUCCCUCAUUUUAAGGUCAAUCCUGUUACGUGAACUGAACUCUCGUUUUAAUUUCUCGUUUUUUUUCAAAAGAAACAUUGAACAUGUCAGAACAGAAUAGUCAGACCAUAGUGUAGAAGCAGGUGAGCUGGUUCUACUAUUUUUGGCAAUUUUCUGGUAUUUUGUGGUGGAAAAGUGGGUCGAGCAUAAAACCUCAACCCCGUUACCCAUAGAUAGAUAGGCUAGAUUCAUUUUUUUUUUUUUUACAAUUUCACGUUUUUUGUGAAGCUUGCAUUCAAUUUCCACUCGCUGUUGCACACAACAAGCUUCCAUCCCCCCUGUCACAACGGGAUUUAUGGCUGAUUUAAGAUGAAAUCGUCAACCUGUUACAGUUAACCCUGUUACUUUAUUUGGCACUUACUAUAGUAUUUUUUUUAAUUUAACCUCUCGAGAUGGGAAAACUUGUUGAAUAUGUGCAUUAUGACAGAAUGUUAAAAUUAGGUGAACUCAAAGUUUUUUUGUUGUUGGGUGGAAAGACCCACAUACAGUUGGCCUACACACUUAUAUGCCAUUGACGUUAUGGGAAUUUUAAAGCAACAUGGGAUGGGAUGUUCAAAAUCUCUCCCUAUAUAUAUAUAUAUAUAUAUAUAUAUGCUUAAAAAAAGUAUUAUUUACAUUUUAGUCAUUUACAGUGGGGGGAAAAAGUAUUUAGUCAGCCACCAAUUGUGCAUGUUCUCCCACUUAAAAAGAUGAGAGAGGCCUGUAAUUUUCAUCAUAGGUACACGUCAACUAUGACAGACAAAUUGAGAAAUAAAUUCCAGAAAAUCACAUUGUAGGAUUUUUAAUGAAUUUAUUUGCAAAUUAUGGUGGAAAAUAAGUAUUUGGUCACCUACAAACAAGCAAGAUUUCUGUCUCUCACAGACCUGUAACUUCUUCUUUAAGGGGCUCCUCUGUCCUCCACUCGUUACCUGUAUUAAUGGCACCUGAUUGAACUUGUUAUCAGUAUAAAAGACACCUGUCCACAACCUCAAACAGUCACACUCCAAACUCCACUAUGGCCAAGACCAAAGAGCUGUCAAAGGACACCAGAAACAAAAUUGUAGACCUGCACCAGGCUGGGAAGACUGAAUCUGCAAUAGGUAAGCAGCUUGGUUUGAAGAAAUCAACUGUGGGAGCAAUUAUUAGGAAAUGGAAGACAUACAAGACCACUGAUAAUCUCCCUCGAUCUGGGGCUCCACGCAAGAUCUCACCCCGUGGGGUCAAAAUGAUCACAAGAACGGUGAGCAAAAAUCCCAGAACCACACGGGGGGACCUAGUGAAUGACCUGCAGAGAGCUGGGACCAAAGUAACAAAGCCUACCAUCAGUAACACACUACGCCGCCAGGGACUCAAAUCCUGCAGUGCAAGACAUGUCCCCCUGCUUAAGCCAGUACAUGUCCAGGCCCGUCUGAAGUUUGCUAGAGUGCAUUUGGAUGAUCCAGAAGAGGAUUGGGAGAAUGUGAUAUGGUCAGAUGAAACCAAAAUAUAACUUUUUGGUAAAAACUCAACUCGUCGUGUUUGGAGGACAAAGAAUGCUGAGUUGCAUCCAAAGAACACCAUACCUACUGUGAAGCAUGGGGGUGGAAACAUCAUGCUUUGGGGCUGUUUUUCUGCAAAGGGACCAGGAUGACUGAUCCGUGUAAAGGAAAGAAUGAAUGGGGCCAUGUAUCGUGAGAUUUUGAGUGAAAACCUCCUUCCAUCAGCAAGGGCAUUGAAGAUGAAACGUGGCUGGGUCUUUCAGCAUGACAAUGAUCCCAAACACACCGCCCGUGCAACGAAGGAGUGGCUUCGUAAGAAGCAUUUCAAGGUCCUGGAGUGGCCUAGCCAGUCUCCAGAUCUCAACCCCAUAGAAAAUCUUUGGAGGGAGUUGAAAGUCUGUGAUGCCCAGCGACAGCCCCAAAACAUCACUGCUCUAGAGGAGAUCUGCAUGGAGGAAUGGGCCAAAAUACCAGCAACAGUGUGUGAAAACCUUGUGAAGACUUACAGAAAACGUUUGACCUGUGUAAUUGCCAACAAAGGGUAUAUAACAAAGUAUUGAGAAACUUUUGUUAUUGACCAAAUACUUAUUUUCCACCAUAAUUUGCAAAUAAAUUCAUUAAAAAAUCCUACAAUGUGAUUUUCUGGAUUUUUUUUCCUCAUUUUGUCUGUCAUAGUUGACGUGUACCUAUGAUGAAAAUUACAGGCCUCUCAUCUUUUUAAGUGGGAGAACUUGCACAAUUGGUGGCUGACUAAAUACUUUUUUUCCCCACUGUAGCAGACGCUCUUAUCCAGAGCGACUUACAGUUAGUUAGUGCAUACAUUAUAUUUUUUUCAUACCCCCUGUGGGAAUCGAACCCACAACCCUGGCGUUGCAAACGCCAUGCUCUAUCAACUGAGCUACAUCCCUGCCGGCCAUUCCCUCCCCUACCCUGGACGACGCUGGGCCAAUUGCGCGCCGCCCCAUGGGUCUAUUAUCAUUAUUAUUAUUGUAUUUUUUCUUCUUCAAUAUAAGCUUAGUGUUGCAAAAUUUUAGUAACUUUCCCAAAAUUCCCAGGUUUUCCAGAAACCCCAAUUAGAAGAUUUAGUGGAAUUUACUUGAAUUUUGCAACCCUAUAAACAAAUGCCUUUUUCUGUAUGUCUGGCCCAGGUCUGAGAUUCAUCAGAGCUAUGCACAUACUGGAGUUACCAGUCGUUCUGCAGAUUCUCAACGUCCUCAACAGCAACAGGUAACACAGCAACACAUACAUCAAGUUUCAAGUUUUAAUGUCACAUGCACAAGUACAGUGAAAUGCCUUUCUUGCCAGCUCUAACCCCAACAGUGCAGUAAUCAAUAACAUUUUACAUUUACAUUUUAGUCAUUUAGCAGACGCUCUUAUCCAGAGCGACUUACAGUUAGUGAGUGCAUACAUUUUUUAAAUUUUUGUAAAAAAUAAAAAUAAUACUGGCCCCCCGUGGGAAUAACAAAGUAAUACUAAAAAUAACAAGAUACAACAAAAACACACGAUAUAAAAAUAAGAAAUAAGAAGAACACGAUAAAGUAAGUAAGAAUACUAAAUACAGGGUCCGUUCCAGUACCAUAUUUACAAUGUGCAAUUUCCAUCAAAUAGAGGCCGGAACAGCGAUGAAAAUGAAUGAUUCAAUCGACUUUCACAUUUUCAGCAUGUAUGAGAUACAAGCAAUGUUACUUGUUUUAAAUACAUGUCUGCCUGUUAAUACAGUUGAACUUACUAUUUUUUUUUUCUCUCUCUCUCUCUCUCUCUCUCUCUCUGUCUCUGUUAUUCUCUCUCUCUCUCUCUCUCUGUUAUUCUCUCUCUCUCUCUCUCUCUGUUAUUCUCUCUCUCUCUCUCUCUCUCUCUGUGUUAUUCUCUCUCUCCCACUCACAUUUCCUCUCACUCUGUGUUCCCAGCACCACUCUGAAACUCUCCCGCCUGGUUGCUAUCCUAACAGGCACACUGCUGACCUCUGCUGGUUUCAUCCACCUGGUGUGUGUCAUUUCCAAUAAUGUUUUGGUUCUUUCCACACUCUUUACAUUCACUGAGAAAUAAGCAAACAAUUUUGAUUGACUAAUGAUGCAAAUGUGUGUUUUAUGAGUAAUUCAGCUAAUAAUACAAUUAUUAAUUCUGCUAACAUUAAAGCUGAAAUCCGUAGUGGUGAAACUACCACAUCUGUUUGCGAUAUUACAACAACCAAGAUAUUACUUCAAACAACAAACUUUUUUUUUACCACAAUGCUAGAUGCUCAUCUCCUCCGUUUCAUAAACAAAACAAUAACAAAUGUGCCAAGGGCGACCAGUGGCACUGUUUCACCUUAUGCAAAUCUCAACUUUAACCGCUCUCUCUCAUGGGACCUGGUCUUGCUGCAGCUGGAGAACUCAGGUGACCCCUGGCUGGACUUCUCCAACCCCCAACCUCUCUACUACUUUGACUGUGUUUACUUCCUGGUUGUUACCAUGUCAACGGUGGGCUAUGGGGAUGUGGAGAUAAGGACGACCCUGGGACGCCUCUUUGUCAUCAUCUUCAUCUUUAUCGGACUGGUAAAUCUCAUAAGAGAGUAUUGACUCCCCCCAUACAAUGUAAAGAGCCUUUAAGCAUAGGAAAGUGUUAUGGAAAUCCAAUCCAUGAAAGCUACUGUCUGCUUCCCAAAUGGCACCCUAUCCCCCCUAUAUCAGGGAUGCGGCCUGUGGCCCCCCUUUUGUAGGCCUGCAGAUCCAUUUCCAAAAAGGAAAAAAUAAAACAUCAAUUAGCCCAUGUCAGCUAGCAUUUUUGGGAUUUUGCUUAGGGUACCCAAAAGGCUAGGACCGGCUCUGACUGCAUAUCUGGGUAUGGAUGUGGGUACGCAGACCCGCAAACUACAGAUGUUUUUCAAAGUUGCCCAUCCCUGCCCUAUAUAGUGCACUACUUUUGAACAGGUCCCAUAGGGUUCUGGUCAAAUGUAGUGCACUUCAUAGGGAAUAUGGUGGCAAUUGGGAUGCUGUCACUGUCAGUGAUCCAUUGAGGAUGUGAUUUAGAUACACAUCAUCUCUCUGUCUCUGUCUCUCUCUCUCUCUCUCUCUCUCGCUCUUUCUGUCGCUCUCUCGCUCUCUCUCACUCUCUCAGGGUCUGUUUGCCAACUUUGUCCCAGAGGUGGUUCAGAUCAUCAUCAACAGGAAGAGGUUUGAUGGAAGCUUCACGGCUGUCUCAGGCAAGACGUGAGUCUUCUUACUACAGUUUAUCAGAGAUGAUCAAAAUAAAACAGUUGGUGUAGUAGCAGGUACAAGGUACAUUUGUAUGUCACACAACAUGAUUAAUAUACACUGGACCUAGACUAAAAAUACUACAUCCUCAGUAUAUCUGAUAUAAAACUUCUUAGAAUGAUAGUCUUUCUCUCGUUCUAUCUCCACCCAUCCAUGUUGAUGUUCCUCCCUGUGUGUGUGUGUGUGUGUGCUAGCCAUGUGGUGGUGUGUGGUCAUAUCACUCUGAGCAGUGCCUCUGCCUUUAUGAAAGAUUUUCUACAUGAGGACAGGGGAGAGGUCAACGUCAAGGUGCUCUUCCUGGGAAAGUGAGUCACAGCGUUACCUUUGAGCCCAACCUGGGCCCUGUUCAAAUGUUGUGCACUACAUAGAGAUUAGGGUCCCAUUUCAGACACUGCUAUCUCUGCCUUUGCCAGCUUCCGUCCUGACCAGGAGCUGGAGGCGUUCUUCCUGAGGUGGUUCCUGAAGGUCACCUUCUAUCAGGGCUCAGUGAUGCAGAAGAGAGACCUGGAGAGAGUUAGGGUACUGUAGCCAACUACACACUCAGUUUGGAUAACUGAUGUACAACACAUUUGACACAACUGUUUUGAUACGAAGAGUUAGUCUGCACAAAAAUAUUUACACACAACAGUUGUGGGGACACCACACAAUGGUUUUGUAAUCAUUUUUGUGCAGACAAACUCUUCGAUCUGACUGUGUGUUUUACUGGAUAUACUACCAUCUAGCAGUCGGAUGCUAACAUUAGCACUUGCACUCCAAGCCAACUGUACACAGUUGUGAAAUCUAGAGCAAGAAGCUAAGCUUGUUCCUCCUGGAGCGACUGUUGGCUCUUAGAUCUCAGGAAGGUAACACAUCACCACAGUGGCUAGCAGUUACUGGCUAGCCUCUGCUUAUCACGUACAACAAGGGCACCAAUACAGAGAGGGAGACAAGUACACUGGGAAGGGUACAGGAGGGAUACUGGGAUGCAGAGUAAUGAUUGUUUAGUUACUAUGGUACAUGGUAGUACUAGCUUGAUGCUAUCCUCUGUGUGUAGAUGCAGAAAGCAGGAGCUUGCCUGAUCAUCUGUGACAGGUUCACCUCAGACCAGAAUAAGGAGGACGCUGCCAAUCUCAUGAGGUAGGUAGGGCUCAGGUGCAUGCCCACAUAGAUAGACAGGCGCACACACACACACACACACACACACACACACACACACACACACACAUUCACCUGCUCUCUACCUUGUUAUCCUUUCUGAGACACAGCUAAAAAUAAAUAAAGGAUGCAGAUUUUAUCAUAAGAUAAAACAACAUGUUUUAAGAGUGUGUUUGUCCUCUGUCAGGGUGAUCUCCAUCAAACAGUAUUGUCCCAACACCAGGAUUAUAGUUCAGAUGCUGAAGCACAAUAGUAAGGUAGGCUGCCAUAUCUCAGACUGGCCAAUAAAAAUAAAAGAUUAAGAUGGGCAAAAGAACACAGACACUGGACUUUUUCUUUGCAAUUCUGCCUAGAAGGUCAGCAUCCCGGAGUCGCCUCUUCACUGUUGACGUUGAGACUGGUGUUUUGCGAGUACUAUUUAAUGAAGCUGCCAGUUGAGGACCUGUGAGGCGUCUGUUUCUCAAACUAGACACUCUAAUAAUGUAUUUGUCCUCUUGCUCAGUUGUGCACCGGGACCUCCCACUCCUCUUUCUAUUCUGGUUAGAGACAGUUUGCGCUGUUCUGUGAAGGGAGUAGUACACAGCGUUGUACGAGAUCUUCAGUUUCUUGGCAAUUUCUCGCAUGGAAUAGCCUUCAUUUCUCAGAACAAGAAUAGACUGACGAGUUUCAGAAUAAAGUUAUUUGUUUCUGGCCAUUUUGAUUCUGUAAUCGAACCCACAAUUGCUGAUGCUCCAGAUACUCAACUAGUCUCAAGAAGGCCAGUUUUAUUGCUUCUUUAAUCAACACAACAGUUUUCAGCUGUGCUAACAUAAUUGCAAAAGGGUGUUCUAAUGAUCAAUUAGCCUUUUAAAAUGAUAAACUUGGAUUAGCAAACACAACGUGCCAUUGGAACACAGGACUGAAGGUUGCUGAUAAUGGGCCUCUGUACGCCUAUGUAGAUAUUCCAUAAAAAAUCAGCCGUUUCCAGCUACAAUAGCCAUUUUCAACAUUAACAAUGUCUACACUGUAUUUCUGAUCAAUUUGAUGUUAUUUUAAUGGACAAAAAAUGUGCUUUUCUUUCGAAAACAAGGACAUUUCUAAGUGACCCCAAACUUUUGAACGGUAGUGUACGUCUUACAAACAAGUCUGGCUACUGUUGCUGGAUGAUGUGUUGUGUGUGUGUGCACGUGUGUGUGUGUGUGUGUGUGUGUGUGUGCCCCCCAGGCGUUCCUGCAGAACGUGCCUAACUGGGACUGGAGUCGAGGUGAUGCAGUGAUCUGCCUGGCAGAGCUCAAACUGGGUUUCAUGUCUCAGAGCUGCCUGGUGCCUGGCCUCUCCACACUAUUGGCCAACCUGUUCACCAUGCAGAGCGAGAUCGAGGUGUGUCAACAAUAAAGUGCACUAUUCUGAUCCCUUAAGGAUUUGAAUGUAUUUUUGAAAGCAGGGUGGGAGAGCAGAGAGAGAGAGGGGCACAGACAGGCAUGGCCGAGACUGAAUCUCUGUUGCCAUUUUGUUUUACAGCAGGAUGGAGACACCUGGCAGAACCUGUACAGAGAGGGCCUCUACAAUGAGAUCUACACAGAGCACCUGUCCCCCUCCUUCAUAGGGAUGUCCUUCGCUCAGGCCAGCAAGUCAGUUUGUCUGCACACAACAGAGAGACAAAUAAGCAUUCUACUACUACACAAACAAACAUGAUCUCUCUCUGCCUGUGUGUCUGUGCCUGUGUCUGUCUGUGUGUGUGUGCGUGUGUGUGUGUGUGUGUGUGUCAGGCUAUGUUUCCUGAAGCUGAGGUUGCUGUUGAUUGGGAUUGAGUAUCAGAGCGGAGACCAAGAUUUCAAGUAAGCAACUAGUAGUAGUAGCAGGGUUGGGGAGUAACGGAUUACACAUUUUUUUUGUAAUCCCUUACAUGUAACGGAUUACCAAAAAAACGGUAACUGUAAUCCAUUACGUUACCAGCAAAAAUAUUGUAAUCAGAUUACAGAUACUUUUGAAAAACUAGAUGAUUACUUUCGGCGAUUACUUUUAAAUUCAGAAAGGAUAUUUGCGGAAAAAAAUCUUUGACACUUCUGUUUUCUCAAUGACAUUCAAAUCAGCAUUGAAAAAAGGUGCAAGUUUAAGUUUGUUCCACCUGAGCGAGCCUGACCACAAGUCAGAGACCACUAUGAUGACAAACCAAAUGUGUUUGAUGGAUCGUGGGAAAAGAGCAGGAAUAGGAUUUUGUAUGCUACAGUCCAAGCUAUGUCUUCCAAUGGUGCGACUGCUGUCGGCAUCCAAAGAUUAUCCAAUUUGAAUAAACGCUUGGAGGUAAGGAUGACAGCAGUGGUGUAGUCUAGGGCGAUACGGAUACACUACCAGUCAAAAGUUUGGACACACCUACUCAUUCAAGAGUUUUUCUUAAUUUUUUACAUUGUAGAAUAAUAGUGAAGACAUCAAAACUAUGAAAUAACACAUAAAAUCAUGUAGUAACCAAAAAAGUGUUAAACAAAUACAAAUAAAUAUAUUUUAUAUUUGAGAUUCUUAAAAUCGCCACCCUUUGCCUUGAUGACAGCUUUGCACACUCUUGGCAUUCUCUCAACCAGCUUCAUGAGGUAGUCACCUGAAAUGCAUUUAAAUUAACAGGUGUGCCUUCUUAAAAGUUAAUUUGUGGAAUUUCUUUCCUUCUUAAUGCGUUUGAGACAAUCAGUUGUGUUGUGACAAGGUAGGGGGGGGGGUGUAUACAGAAGAUAGCCCUAUUUGGUAAAAGACCAAGUCCAUAUUAUGGCAAGAACUGCUCAAAUAAGCAAAGAGAAACGACAGUCCAUCAUUACUUUAAGACAUGAAGGUCAGUCAAUACUGAACAUUUCAAGAACUUUGAAAGUUUCUACAAGUGCAGUCACAAAAACCAUCAAUCACUAUGAUGAAACUGGCUCUCAUGAGGACCGCCACAGGAAUGGAAGACCCAGAGUUACCUCUGCUGCAGAGGAUAAGUUCAUUAGAGUUACUGGCCUCAGAAAUUGCAGUCCAAAUAAAUCAACAUCAACUGUUCAGAGGGUACUGUGUGAAUCAGGCCUUCAUGGUCGAAUUGCUGCAAAGAAACCACUACUACAGGACACCAAUAAUAAGAAGAGACCUGUUGGGCCAAGAAACAUGAGCAAUGGACAUUAGACCGGUGGAAAUAUGUCCUUUGGUCUGGAGUCCAAAUUUGAGAUUUUUGGUUCCAACCGCCUUGUCUUUGUGAGACGCGGUGUGGGUGAACGGAUGAUCUCCGCAUGUGUAGUUCCCACCGUAAAGCAUGGAGGAGGAGGUGUUAUGGUGUUGGGAUGCUUUGCUGGUGACACUGUCUGUGAUUUAUUUAGAAUUCAAGGCACACUUAACCAGCAUGGCUUCCACAGCAUUCUGCAGCGAUACGUCAUCCCAUCUGGUUUGGGCUUAGUGGGACUAUCAUUUGUUUUUCAACAGGACAAUGACCCAACACACCUCCAGGCUGUGUAAGGGCUAUUUUAGCAAGAAGGAGAGGAUGGAGUGCUGCAUCAGAUGACCUGGCCUCCACAAUCCCCCGACCUCAACAAAAUUGAGAUGGUUUUGGAUGAGUUGGACCGCAGAGUGAAGGAAAAGCAGCCAACAAGUGCUCAGCAUAAAUGGGAACUGUUGGAAACGCAUUCCAGGUGAAGCUGGUUGAGAGAAUGCCAAGAGUGUGCAAAGCUUUCAUCAAGGCAAAGGGUGGCUAUUUGAAGAAUCUCAAAUAUAAAAUAUAUUUUGAUUUGUUUAACACUUUUUUGGUUACUACAUGAUUCCAUAUGUGUUAUUUCAUAGUUUUGAUGUCUUCACUAUUAUUCUACAAUGUAGAAAAUAGUAAUAGGUUCUGUAUCUACAUAGCGCAUUGAUGUGAAUCACACUGCUGCUCUCUCAUUUAGCUAUUUGCGCCUCACGGAUUGUGGUUGUUGUGGAUGGCUGUUCAUCAAUCUAAAUGUGUAUUUGAACCCAAUAAUGGUUGAAUUCAAGAAGUUUAAGCUGCUUAUCAAUCAUUGUUUUUGAAACCAGUGGACAGCCAGUGAAAAAUGCGCUCUUGCAAAAGAUUGAGCAAUAAAAGCAUCACUUUUAUUCCAUAGGCUGUAUGUAGCUAAUUCAUGCUGAUAAAAAAUUAUAAUUCAUAGACCUAAUGAACACAUGCUCAAACUUGCACACUUUUGAUACACUUAAAGGAGCAAUCUGUAGUUGCUACAUCAAUUUUUGGACUUAAUAAUAUAACUUAUAAAUGCCUCAUGAGCUUAGUUCAGCUGUCACACUCCAUGAGAACCCAAAAUAUAAGCUUGUUUUUCUCCAAUGUUUGUAAACAUUGUACAUGUGAACAAACACUGUAUAGCCUCAUAACAUGGUUAAAACAAUACUUUUUAUAUUAUGGAUGGUCAGUCCUUGCAUCCAUAGCUCUGUUUAUUUUUUUUUAUUUUUUAUUUUUUAUGUAACCUUUAUUUAACUAGGCAAGUCAGUUAAGAACAAAUUCUUAUUAACAAUUAUUACACAAUGGUUACAUUUCUCCAGCCCCAUCCCUCAGCAUUUUACCAAAACAGAGGCGGGGCAACCAUUUUGUUAUUGUUUCAUCUGUGGAUUUGCCCUUUUAACAGCUGCAUAUUAUCAAGAUAUCAAAGUGUCACCAACAAAAAGGUAAACAAUAGGCUGAUUGUAAAUGCAGCAUAUGGAAUUCAUUUUAACUUUAACAGUGAUUUAUCCUGCAAUAGAUGUCGUUCAAUUGGUAACAUACAUUUGUGUCUUCUUCUGAUGCCUCUUAAGGGGAAAGAAAUCUAAAAGUAACUGAAUGUAAUCAGAUUACGUUACUGAGUUUGGGUAAUCCAAAAGUUACAUUACUGAUUAUUUUGGACAGGUAACUACUAACUGUAAUGGAUUACAUUUAGAAAGUAACCUACCCAACCCUGAGUAGUAGUAGUAGUAGUAGUAGUAGUAGUAGUAGUAGCAUUAGCAGUAGUAGUAGUAUUUGUAUUUAUUAAGGAUCCCCAUUAGCUACUGCCAAGCAGGCAGCUACUCCUCCUGUAGUAGUAGUAGUAGUAGUGGUAGUAGUAGUAGUGGUAGUGGUAGUGGUGGUAGUAGUAGUAGCAGCAAUAGUAGUAGUAGUAGUAGUAGUAGUAGACAGUCAUUUCUAUAAUGCUUACAGGUAUUUGUUUAUUUUACACAUUAACUGUAUUUGUUUAUUUUACACAUUAACUGUAGUUUUGUGGAUGGGCUACUGCCUGCCUGUUAAAGUUGUUUUGUUGUUUGUCAGUGUGUUGGUGAAUCCUCCCAGUCACAUCAAAAUCAAGCUGUGGACUCUGGGUUUCCUCAUAGCCAGCAAUGCCAGUGAUGCCAGAAGGUACUGUACCACUCUAAUAUUUGCUCAUAAACUAGAGCCUUGACUCAAAUGCUUCUGUAUGUAGGGAGUGGGAGUAUAUAUGGUAGUCACUUUUGCGUACCUGUGUGUUUGUCAGGGCGAGUAUGUACUGCUCUGUGUGUCACAGAGACAUCAAGGAUUUGUCCAGGAUGGGACCCUGCAAGUGCACUGAGCAGAAAGAUGGUAUGGCAACAAUACAGUGGCGCAGACAAGCCUAUUACACUCACAGACCUUUUUAGUACUAACCUCAGUUUCACAAGAAGCAAAGCAACUGAGAUAAGACAUGUUGAGAGGUACAGAGAAGGUGCAGUCUCUAACUCCUCCAUUAGGGGGAGUCCUCAUCCCACGUUUCUCCACUGGGCUGAAAAAUCUGGCUUUUCUUUAGUAGAAAGCACCAAGCGCCUCUGUCUGUCCUGUUCGCCUCAUUACACAUUUUCACACAGAGCAGAGACUCAGAAUGGCUGUCUGUCACCCCUCUGUCUCUUAUGAGCCUGUCUGUCACCUAUGGGUGUGUCUGACCUGCAAGACUGUCUCUCACCCGUGUGUUUAUCAUCUGUCUGUGUGUGUGUGUCUCCCAUCAGUCUCAUCUCACACCUCCACUAUGAGUCUAGGCUUCAGACGGCCAUCACUGGGAGUUCUGCCCUUCAGGUGAGAAAUCACAGCCUUCUACAUAGGAAUAUGUUUGUUUUGAACAUGCUGAGACAAAUAUUUAAUUGAACACUCACCAUGAUAUAUCGCACGCACACACACACACACACCUAGUGUGUGUGACUUCAGUGUGUCCUGUCAUUAGUGGAGGCUGCCUAGUGCGGGCGGGCGGGCAGGCUGGCUAGGUCCUGGACAGCUGAGCACAGUGGAAUAGCAGGCUGGGAUUGACAGGCUGAUUAAUGGGCCGGCUCCCCAGCCGCCUCACUCAACCCAUUCUGGGCAUUAAUAUUGGGAGAUCCUGUCAGAGAGGACAGAGAGGGAGGAGGAGAGAGGGAGGAGGAGAGAGGGAGGACAGAGAGGGAGGAGGAGAGAGGGAGAGUUAGUCAGAAGGUGAGGUAGUGAGCAGAUUACAGCUGAAAUAAGUCAUAGUGCCCUGCUCUCCCUCGCUCUCUCUCUUUCUCUCUCUGUGUCUCUUUCCUCUCUCUCUUCCCCCCCUCAUCCCUCUCACUCCUGUCUCGCUCUCUUUCUUUCUCUCUCUCUGUCUAUCCUGUCUCGCCGCCACCCUUUUCUUCUGUGAUCUGUGAUUCCACUACCCUAGUGAAUACCUUUCAUUUUCCCUGUUGUGCUCUUGAUAUCCAGAGUGGUUGGACAGUGCAUGUGUGGAUAUGUAAUAUGUCUGCAUGCCUGAGUGUGUGUGUGCCUCCCCUGUCUUCUCUCCCUCCACCCUUUCUUCUCCACUCUCUGAGGCUUGUGUGUGUGUCCUCUGCUGUAGCCCAGAGGGAGAGACUCUUGGAGAGAGGGAGUGUGUUUGGGAGGAGCAGGAGGAGGAGGUGGGGCUGGACUCUACAGGACUGUUCCACUGGUGCCCACCUGUUCCCUUGAAGGACAUCUCACUGGUAAGACUGGGACAUAUAUGCAAUUAGGCACUAAUGGUGAGCGAUUAACUUACAUUUAGUUUUUUAUUUUCGGUUAUUAAACAACUCAUUGACGGACGUCGGUUCAAUGACUUGAAUUCCAUUUAGUUAAUUUUUUUGUGAGCCCAACGUGCCAUUUCUCGAGAGAGAUAUCAAAUAAUUCACGAGAGAAAUCAAGUCAAGAACUAUGUGUGACUGGGCUGAAGGGAGUUGUAGUUUUCAUUAAGCAAAUAUUCAACAAAGUUCAGUGCAGAAACGUGGUAAUUAACUACAAUGACCAUAAUCCAUUGCACCUGUUAUUUCCGUCUUGGACACUUUUACGCCUGCUGUGUUAGGUUAGAUACACACAGACCGCUUAGACCGUAUGAGAGGAAUGUACACAACACAACAAGAAGAUGGAGAGGGAUGGAAACGGUGCUUGCUGUUUGGGGUUUUAGGCUGGGAUUCUGUAGAAGCACUUUGUGACAUCUGCUGAUGUAAAAAGGGCUUUAGAAAUACAUUUUGAUUGAUUUGAUUGAUUCCUAAAGGAAGGGGUUAUCUAUUUUGAAGAACUAGUAAAAUGAUUUAGUCAGACAGCUCUUCAGCAUCCUGAAACAGGCUAGCCUAGAUAAAUAGGAAGAGGAUGGGGAGCACAGAGAGAACGUUGUCUGGCUGGCUGGCUGCUACUGCCUGAGCAGAGAUGAGAUGAUCACUUUAAAAAGGAUAAAGUCAUCAAAUAAAAUAGUAAUAUACCCAACUAUAAUAUUUAAUUAUUCAUAGUAAUUUCCUAUUUUUCGAUUGAUGUCUACCGAAUGUGGACCUGACAGAGACAAUCAUCUCAUCUCUGCUCAGGCAGUAGCAGCCAGCCAGCCAGACAACGUUGUCUCUGUGUUCCCCAUACUGUACUGUCUUUAGUCAUCCUAUUUAGCUAGGCUAGCCAAUGGAAUAUUUUCAAUGUUUUGGAAAUUGAAUGUUCAGUAUUUUUGGCUUUUGCUAUGGAAUGUAAAUUUUUCAUAACACAUUUAAUGUAAAAAAUGAAAACGUGAUAACUUUUUAAGAAUCGAACCGAAACCGAACCGACCUCAAAAAGCACUAAUCGCUCAGUACUAUUAGGCACACACUCACUGUCUCACACACUGGCUCUAGCUUACUUGUACCUAGCCAGCUAGAAUACAUGCAUGUAAUAGUAACAUAAUAAACAUCAGCAGUCAUGCAUUUGUGUGUGUAUCCUCCUCAGACCAGACAGAGUGCCAGUACCCUGGCGCUGCAGGACCAUGUGGUGGUGUGUGUGUUUGGGGACGGGGGCUCCAGCCUGCUGGGCCUGGGGGACUUCAUGAUGCCUCUGAGGGCCAGCAGCCUGACGGCCCCAGAGCUGAGGACAGUGGUCUUCCUGGGAGACCCACACUACUUCAGCAGGGAGUGGCCCAACAUACAAUACUUCCCUAACAUCUACUUCCUGCCUGUGAGUCUCUGGACAUGUUUGAAUACUCUAUAAUAGAUUUGAAAUCUAUCCAUUAUUCAACAGAAACUUGUAUUUUUGCUGACAUACACGACAGGCAUAGGUCAGGAUCAGAGGAGGCUGGUGGUAUGAGCUAUAGGAGGACAGGCUCAUUGUAAUGGCCGGAAUGGAAUCAAUGGAACAGAGUCAAACAUGGGCUUUCCAUAUGUUUGAUGUGCUUGAUACCGUUCCAUUAAUUCCAUUCCAGUCAUUACAAUGAGCCCGUCCUCCUAUAGCUCCUCCCACCAGCCUCCACUGGUCAGGAUACUCCAUCGCUAGAAUACCUAGUAAAGAGACUAACUAGGUAGAAGGUGGAAGAGGUGCCUAGGACUAUAUAACUGAUCAGUCCUUGCCUGUCUCCCCCUGUCCCCUCACCCACCUCGUCACCCCAUCCCUAUCCCCCAGGGCUCUCCUCUGUGUGGGGCAGACCUACGUGUGUUGAGGGUGGAGCGCUGUGCCAUGGUGGUGGUCCUCAGCUCUCUGUCCAGCUCCAGCGACAUUGAGCCCUCCAUGCAGGAUAAGGAUACCAUCCACUUCUGUGUCAACCUCUACCACAUCCGCUUCAGCCCCGAGCCAGGCCCACGCUGCACACUCAGUCACACUCAGAGUCACGACCAUGGACAGGGGCUAGAGCUUGGUCAUGGGUUUGGUGGUCAUAACCGCGGUCCAAGCCACGGUCAGUGAGAUGGACCAGAGAGGUUCAUAGAGAGUGGGCAGGGCAGGGGGCUGGGAGAAUAUUACUGUUAAUGUUUGUUGGCUGCUUUAAUAUUCGAUUAGUUUGCUUGGCUGGAGGCUGGACUGUCAGUGUGAGAGGAUUGCGUUGGAGGUGAGAGAAUGUGUGUGUGUGUGUGUGUUUAUAUUGUCUGUGAAGAGUGUGUAUGAGUGUCAUGUCCGUGGUAUGAGCGCCGGACAGAUUGUGGUCAGACAGACAGACAGACAGACAGACGGGAGCUGAGGGAAAGUUCUGAAGGCUCAGCAGAAGUGUUCUGGGAAUUGUGUGAGCGAAUGGGGUGUGUGUGUGUAUAUAAAUGGCAGCGUGUGUGUGUGUAUGAACCCCAGUGUUUGUGUGUGUGUGUGUGUGUACGCGACAGCCUGCCACAGAGGCUGACAGAAAAUAAACAUGUUCCAGUAAUUAACCUUGACAGGCUCAAUGUGCCGCCAACAGCAGAAUGUGCUAAUGACACAAUUAAUCCAUAAUUAAGGCAUGCUGUCUCACUGGAGCCAUACAGUGGCAGGACCGACCCAUCUGGGCUGCCUAUCAGUGACGGUCUGUCUGGACUACAAGAGAGGAGAGGGGACACGUGUGUGUUCAUGUUGGGUUAUUUCUUGUAGGGGACAUUGGUGCAUAAUGUCCUAGUAAUACACACUAAUAACUGAAAUGUUCACAUGUUUAGUGACAAAAGAAUCACUGUUAUACCAAUCAUGUUAUGCAAAUGAUUUUGGGAAUCCCAUUCUUUUGAGGGUUUUACCUACGUUAGUUGGUUGCACUUACUGACUAUAAGAGCGUCUGCUAAAAUGACCAAAGUGUAAAGUAAAAAUGGUGUAGAUUUGUAUCACUGAUUCUACUUUUAUGGUUGUUGUGUUCAGUGUGUGCCAUUGUAACAGUGUGUUAUGUGUUGUGCAGAUACACUAGACUUUUCCCACAUCCCUAUGAUACCCGAGAAGGCUGAGGUCACCCCUGCUCACAGCGCCGGCUCCGCUGUCCCUCUGCUGGUAGAGCUGGGUAUUGCGCCUAUUUCACUAGUGCUGUGCUACAUCAACAGGGACAGGAUUUUUAGUCUGGUCACAUGGUCAGGGAACACCAGUAAAUACCAUAUAGUUAUAGGUGGAUGGUGACAAUUUAUUCUAAAAAAGUACAGUACUAUUAUUCACAGCGAUCCCUGUUUAACCAAAAACUUUUAACACCAAGGAGAAACUUUCACUGACCUCUAUACUGACUGUUUGUACUUUAAUUAGACUAUUAACUAGUCCCUCUCUCCCCCAGUGAACAGCUCUAAUGUGUGCUUUGUGAACGAGGCGGACAGCCAAGAGGACUUCUCCAGCCUGACUCUGACCCAGGGCUUCUCUGUAGGUUCCGUCUUCUCUGUCGACCUGCUGGACACUCUCAUGUCAGCCGUGAGUAGACAGAACAGGACACAACGGCCGAGGUACUAAGUUGCACCCUAUUUCCCAUAUAGUGCACUAUUUUUGACCAGCGCUCCAUAGGCAUAGCCAUUUGGAAAGCAUUCAAUCUACAGUAAUAGUAAUUCAUCAAUUGUAAUAGCAAUUGUACUACUUAGUUGCUUAUAAUAAUGCUAUAAUACAAGUCUUGAAAGUAUUAUUACCAUUGGGAAGCAUGAUACCACUUAUGUUUUACUUUAUCCACUUCUCUACUCAAUGCUAUAAGAUCAUGCAUCUGCAGCACCAAAGAUGGUGGACGAUUGAUAGCCUCCCCAAGAUAGCUAGCUAACCAGUCAACUAACCUGAAAAACUGCCUGUAUAUUAUAACAGAGUGGGGGAACUCUAUUUCUAGUUAUUGGCCUCUGGUAGAACACACAGUGUCACUGUGAGCUGUGGGUUAGCUAACCUAACCAAUACCUAACCUAAUCUAACCUUACCUCGGAGUGGUUGCCUGUCUGUUGUCUGUGGUCUGUCUGUGUGGUGUGUAGACGUACUUCAACGCCAAUGUGCCUGGUCUGAUCUGUACGCUGGUGACGGGUGGCGACACCCCUUUACUGGAGGCCCAGCUGGCAGAGGACAACCAGCUGCAGGGAGGGGAGAUGUCCGUGAAGAUGUGGGCGCUGCGCCAACGCUCCAAACUGGCACAGCUGGCACUGCAGGACGAGCCCCUCUGUAGCCUCGCUGUGAGAGUUUCUACUACUAACACACACGUAUAUACACUAUGUAUACAAAAGUAUGUGGACAUCCCUUCAAAUUAGUGGAUUUGGCUAUUUCAGCCUCACCCAUUGCUGACAGGUGUAUACAAUCGAGCACACAGCCAUGCAAUCUCCAUAGACAAACAUUGGCAGUAGAAUGGCCUUACUGAAGAGCUCAGUGACUUUCAACGUGCCACCUUUCCAACAAGUCAGUUCGUAAAAUUUCUGCCCUGCAAGAGCUGCCCCGGUCAACUGUAAGUGCUGUUAUUGUGAAUUGGCAACGUUUAGGAGCAACAACGGCUCAACCACAAAGUGGUAUGCCACACAAGCUCACACGAGAACGGGACCGCUGAGUGCUGAAGCGCAUAGCGUGUAAAAAUCGCCUUUCCUCGGUUCAUGGUUUCGGGCUAGGCCCCUUAGUUCCAGUGAAGGGAAAUCAACACUACAGCAUACAAUUACAUUCUAGACGAUUCUGUGCUUCUAACUUUGUGGCAACAGUUUGGGGAAGGCACUUUCCUGUUUCAGCAUGACAAUGCCCCCAUGUACAAAGCGAGGUCCAUACAGAUAUGGUUUGUUGAGAACGGUGUGGAAGAACUUGACUGGCCUGCACAGAGCCCUGACCUCAACCCCGUCGAACACCUUUGGGAUGAAUUGGAACGCCGACUGCGAGCCAGGCCUAAUCGCCCAACAUCAGUGCCCGACCUCACUAAUGCUCUUGUGGCUGAAUGGAAGCAAGUCCUUGCAGCAAUGUUCCAACAUCUAGUGGAAAGCCUUCCCAGAAGAGUAGAGGCUGUUAUAGCAGCAAAGGGGGGGACCAACUCUAUAUUAAAGCCCAUGAUUUUGGAAUGAGAUGUUCGACGAGCAGGCGUCCACAUACUUUUGGUCAUGUAGUGUACACCUAUAUGGACACACACCUACACUGAGUGUACAAAACGUUAGGAACAGUUGCUCUUUCCAUGACAUAGACUGACCAGGUAAAUCCAGGUGAAAGCUAUGAUCCCUUAUUGAUGUCACCUGUUAACUCACAUCAAUCAGUGUAGAUGAAGGGGAGGAGACAUGUUAAAGAAGUAUUUUUAAGCCUUGGGACAAUUGAGACACAGAUUGUGUAUGUGUGCCAUUCAGAGGGUGAAUGGGCAAGACAAACGAUUUGUGCCUUUGAAAGGGGUAUAGUAGUAGGUGCCAGGUGCACCGGUUUGAGUGUGUCAAGAACUGCAACGCUGCUGGGUUUUUCACACUUAACAGUUUCCAUCCACCACCCAAAGGACAUCCAGCCAACUUGACACAACUGUGGGAAGCAUUGGAAUCGACAUGGGCCAGCAUCCCUGUGGAACGCUUUCGACACCUUGUAGAGUCCAUGCCCCGACGAAUUGAAGCUGUUCUGAGGCCAAAAGGGGGGUUACAACUCAAUAUUAGGGAGAUGUUCCUAAUGUUUUGUACACUCAGUUUAUAUAGACACACACAAACGCAGCAGUUCUAGAAACAGGCCCACAAACACACACGUCCUAGUGAUUUCCUAUCAUCCAUAUCCUCUGCAGUGUGAGGACUUCAAGGAGUUGUUCUGCCAGGCUCUGGACUCGUUGGAGAUCCUGUGUUUUGGGCUGUAUCGCCUGCUGGACCCUCCUAACCCCUCCAUGAAGAGGUACACUACCCAUGCUGCUGCUCUUCCCUCUGCUGUUGGCACAUACUUACUGUUCCACUGUCUGCAGGUUUGUAAUCACCAACCCGUCAGCAGAGCUCCCGUUGUUUCCCUCAGACAGAGUCUUCUGCUCCGUACCCUUCCACCAGAGUCACCUGCUCACCCUGAGGAGAGCCAAGACCAGUCACCGCCUAUGA
This is a messenger RNA of Coregonus sp. 'balchen', 20600 nucleotides long. The record is from the annotation of a GenBank genome assembly. Lineage: Eukaryota; Metazoa; Chordata; Actinopteri; Salmoniformes; Salmonidae.